AUGGGGGAGAGCACCCUGUGGUCUCAGGGAAGGCUCGCCGGCUGCAGCCAGCAGGUUGGGUGGAUGGUGUUCUCUGCUUCCCAGUUCUCAUGCAGCCUUUGCUUCUGCAGUGGUGACCAGGAGACAAGGCACCCAGUCCUGUCGUCAAGGCUCUGCAAACUUUUUCUUCAAAACGAGACAGACCAAGUGAUCAAGGUCUUGAGGAACAUUACAGUUGGAGAGGAGACCCCGCUCCUGAAGAUCGUUGCCCCCGUGGCCACGCUGGUUUCCCUCUGCGGGGUGCUCCUGAACGGUGCCCUCCUCUGGCUGCUCUGCUGCGGUGUCAAGAAGAACCCCUACCUGGUGUACAUCCGCCACCUGGCCACCGCCGACCUGUUCUUCCUCGCCUGCGUGACAGUGGAGUUCCUGCAAAUGACCGUGCUCUCCCAUCACGGAGUCUUGUUUUCCACCCCUGACUUCCUGGACUUCGUGUCCCCCUUCUCCUUCACGGCGUGUCUGUGUCUCCUGGUGGCCAUCAGCACAGAGCGGUGCAUGUGUGUCCUCUUCCCCAUGUGGUACAGAUGCCGCCGCCCCAAGCACAUGUCUACUGUUGUCUGCACCCUCAUCUGGGUCCUGUCUCUUUCUUUAAACAUAAUGAAUUCACUUUUUCUAACUUACUCUAGAAACAUGAAGGCAUGUGUCAUAUUUCAAAAGGCUUUGGGUGUUUGUCACAGUGUCCUUUUCUUGGUGAUGUGUGCCUCCAGCCUGACCCUGCUCAUUAGAAUCCUGUGACAGUCCACCAAGGUCUACACCGUGACCCAGGCCUUGGUCAUCAUGUUCCUCCUCUGGGGCCUGCCCAUGAGUGUGGCGUUUCUCAUGUCAGAUUUCAAAGGCAUGGCCAUUGCCUCCUUCUUGACUUCCAUGUUGACUUCCGUGUUCUUAACUGUGAACUGCAGCGCCAACCCUCUCAUUUAUUUCUAUGUGGAGGGACUCAGGGAGAAAAGACUGAAGGAACCUCUAGCGAUUCUCCAACGGGCAUUAGCAGGCAAGACAGCAGAGGGGAGGAACAGACAGGCAGCGGGUGUAGACACCAUGGAGAUGCCAGGCUCUGCCUGGAACACAGGGGACCCUCUUCCAGUGGAGGUCAGGGUUGACCCUGGCUCGUGCCCCAACUCGGAAAUGGCCCUUCCAGGGGCUGCCAUCUCUCCAGGCCAGUGCAGGGCCGCGCCAGGCAACUGGGGCUUCCCUACCCAGAGCUGCCGCUCCUUGUGCUUGGCAGGGAAGAACGUGCCGCUCAUCGUCGGGCUCAGCGGUGGUAUCCAGGAGUGA
Molecule: messenger RNA, 1308 nt
Organism: Cynocephalus volans (Philippine flying lemur)
Lineage: Eukaryota; Metazoa; Chordata; Mammalia; Dermoptera; Cynocephalidae
Gene: MAS1L
Product: MAS1 proto-oncogene like, G protein-coupled receptor
Biological process (GO): G protein-coupled receptor signaling pathway
Cellular component (GO): membrane
Molecular function (GO): G protein-coupled receptor activity
Source: RefSeq, a predicted model, not a curated record